UAGCGCACAUAUGCGAAUAUUAUAUGCAGGAGGGCACAUUCACGGGCAACUUGCUCUCCAGCUACAUACAUGAUAGAAUAAAUGUCUCUAGAGGCACCGCGCAAAGUCGCGCUCUCAUGGUCUGGGAAGUAAUGCAGUCAAAGGCCAAGGACGAAAUAGCAUGCAUGGCUGCGCUAUGCAGCCUGGGAAAUGCACAGGAUGCCCUGUACAGAGAGGCCCUUGUGUACUGCAUGUCUCUGCACAUUCGAGGAGAAAAGGCGCCGUAUUUUGUGCAAAGCGUGUCCAACAUUCUGGGAACAUUCAUGCUUUCUGACCAGGCUGUGCAAAAUAGCGUGCUGAGCAUUCCCAUAUUCGCGCGCGCAUUCACGGGCCUGUACCCGCACAUAGAAAUAUCUGACGAGAGAUACAGGCGCAUAUUCAAGGCCCCAGACAUGAUCACCCACAUGCACGCGUACACCGGAUAUCCCGAGUUUUACUCACUUCUUACAGAGUACAUUUAUGCCUACAAAGAAGAAAGCAAAGAAAACCUUUCCAAAUGCAAAAACAUUUUUAAAGAUAUAUGCAUCAAGACUCUUUUUUUGGCUAUAUUUAGAGAGAACACGGUAGACCAUGCAGACGCACUUAGGGAGAUGCUCUCUAAAGAAGGUGCCGCGGGGAAAGAAAUUGCGCGCAUGCUCGAUCUCAUAUGGUUUGGCCUGGCUUGUAUUAAAAAGAAAGACUACUUUUCGCUGGUGAAGUCUUUGUACGACCGCAUACCAAUGGAAGUGCCCCAUAGCAUGCCUAGCACAUUUUUCAAUUGCUUUCACGCCACAGCACUAGGUGUUGUAUUGUACAUGGGCAAGAAUGCACAGGAGCUCGCAGAAGAUGAAAACACGCAGAAGUUCAGUGACAUUAAAAAAACAUUUGCGGACAUAUGCUGCAUAGAGUGGUAG
Molecule: messenger RNA, 932 nt
Organism: Nematocida major
Lineage: Eukaryota; Fungi; Microsporidia
Exons: 1
Source: RefSeq, a predicted model, not a curated record